This is a messenger RNA of Volvox carteri f. nagariensis, 2401 nucleotides long. RefSeq lists its product as uncharacterized. The transcript has 11 exons. The record is from RefSeq and is a predicted model, not a curated record. Gene Ontology annotation, biological process: isoprenoid biosynthetic process. The coding region runs from base 82 to 1452 and encodes 456 amino acids. NCBI's taxonomy places the organism in Eukaryota, Viridiplantae, Chlorophyta, Chlorophyceae, Chlamydomonadales, Volvocaceae. Gene Ontology annotation, molecular function: protein binding; manganese ion binding; 1-deoxy-D-xylulose-5-phosphate reductoisomerase activity.
CUCUAGGCAUAUAAUCACUCAUCUCCACCUUCGGCUGCCACGUAGAGCGUACGGGUUCAGUGCAGGCGUUAGGCCACAAACAUGCAGGCUACGCAGCAGCCGAAUAUGCGGGCGACAAGGGGCGCUGGGGCCCAGUUCUCGCGCCCGUGCAGGGCCCGCUUGAUUGUUCGUGCGAAGGAAGGUGCCCUGCCCCCUCCCGCGUGGCCGCAGCGUGUUGUGCCGCCUGAGGUCGAGCACCGCAGCGAGCCAAAGCGCUUCUCAGUCCUGGGCUCGACGGGUUCCAUCGGCACCCAAACGCUGGACAUCAUCGCUGAGUUCCCCGAGAAGUUCAAGCUUGUUGCGCUAGCCGCUGGAUCCAACGUCCAGCUGCUUGCAGAUCAGGUCCGUAAAUUCAAGCCGGAGAUGGUGGCCAUUCGCGACGCCUCCAAAAUUCCCGAGCUGAAGGAGGCCAUCAAGGACGUGCAUCCCCAGCCGGUCAUCCUGGCUGGUGAUGAGGGGGCGGUGGAGGUGGCUAGGCACCCUGCCGCGGAGUCCGUGGUGACCGGCAUUGUGGGGUGUGCGGGACUGCUGCCCACGGUUGCCGCCAUAAAGGCCAAGAAGGACAUUUGCCUGGCAAACAAGGAGACCCUGAUUGCCGGCGGUCCCUUCAUCCUGCCAUUGGCCCAGGAGUACGGCGCCAAGAUCUUGCCGGCGGAUAGCGAACACAGCGCCAUCUUUCAGGUUAUGCAGGGCCUGCCGGAGGGGGGUCUGCGCCGCAUCAUCCUGACGGCCAGUGGAGGCGCCUUCCGGGACUGGCCCCUGGAGAAGCUCAAGGAGGUGACGGUGGCUCAGGCCACCAGCCACCCCAACUGGUCCAUGGGCAAGAAGAUCACAGUGGACAGCGCCACGCUCAUGAACAAGGGUUUGGAGGUCAUCGAGGCCCACUACCUGUUCGGCGUGGAUUACGACAACAUCGACAUCGUCAUCCACCCCCAGUCGAUCAUCCACUCCAUGAUUGAGACACAGGACUCCUCGGUACUGGCCCAGCUGGGCUGGCCCGACAUGCGCCUGCCGAUCAUGUACACCAUGAGCUGGCCGGAGCGAGUGCCAGUUAGCGACGCCACCUGGCCCCGACUGGACUUCACCAAGGCCUCCUCCCUCACCUUCAAGGCCCCCGACCGCCUCAAGUACCCCUCCAUGGACCUGGCCUACGCGGCAGGACGUGCGGGGGGCACCAUGACUGGGGUGCUAUCAGCAGCCAAUGAGCAGGCAGUACAGAUGUUCAUUGACGAGAAGGUGCACUAUCUGGACAUCAUGAAGCUCAACGAGGCCUGCUGCGAGGCGCACAAGUCUGAGCUGGUCGCCUCACCCGACCUGGAGACCAUCGUGCACUACGACGCCUGGGCCCGCCGGUGGGUGGCGGACAAGGUGGCCAGCGGGUCGUUCAGCUCCAAGGUCUUCGCCAUGGCGUGAAUCGACCAGGCUUUGCGGGGAGGGGGGAGGUGGGGUAGAGAGGACUACCCAGGGAUUGGGAGGCGUGGCGUUACGGCGCAAUAACGUGCGACCGGGAUUGGAAUGGUAGCAGCAGAAGGGCGAUGUCAGUAGCAGCAGCAGCUCAGAUGAGGAUGAGGAUGAGGAGUGGUGUCGUGUGGUGUGGUGUGGGAGGCGUGGAGUGGAAGGGUAGGUGAUGGAGGUGCCGGACGCGGUUACAAGUCCCCGGGUUACCGCGGUCGACGUGGGGCUAGGGUGAGCGUGCGUUUGUGGUGGUGGUGAGGAUGCAUGCGUGAGGAGGAGGGCGGUUGCUGCAUGUGACGACUUUAAAAGGGAGCGAGCGAAGCGUGUGUUAGGGUCGAGAUCAUCGGGGUCGGCGUGGGUGGUCAAACCUCCGGACGCUGUUGCCGCGCUUUCUUCCUUUUUUUUCUCUUUACCGGCGGAAUUGUUUUGGGGCGCGAAGCGACAUGCGUGUAUGUGUGCGUGUAUGCGUGUAUAAUGCAGUGCCGAGGGUACCUUUCCCAGCUCAGUUGCUCUCGUGGUGUGGUGUGAGUGAGAAUACGUGGGUGGGUUGUCAUUCGCGAGCAAAACGAGGGUGUUUUCGAGAGGACUUAUCCUUUGGGGGGGAUCGAAAGGCUGUGGAUGAUGGUGGUGAUGGUGAUGGCGGGGGAGGUAGUGAGGGUGACGGGGAGCUGUGGCUGGAUUGAUGAAUUGAUGUAUCGGGUUGGGUUUUUCGGACGGACACGUCUCCCCGGCGAUGACGUUUUUCCAUGCGGGGACUUCGUUUGCCGCGCUCUUGAUCUCGAGAGGCGUAUUCGAUAAUGUAUACGAUACCUCUCCGCAGAACUGCGGCAAGACCUUGCGACUACCUCCUGUGUGUUUGGAAGCCUCCUGACCCGGAACGUUGCGGUUUUGUAAUGCGUCCUAUGCG